Triticum turgidum subsp. durum (durum wheat) is the source of this 792-nucleotide messenger RNA. The record is from the annotation of a GenBank genome assembly. NCBI's taxonomy places the organism in Eukaryota, Viridiplantae, Streptophyta, Magnoliopsida, Poales, Poaceae.
AUGACGGCACCAGCGGAGCUUUCCCGUGAGGAGAAUGUGUACAUGGCUAAGCUCGCCGAGCAGGCUGAGAGGUACGAGGAGAUGGUUGAGUUCAUGGAGAAGGUGGCCAAGACCGUCGACUCCGAGGAACUCACUGUGGAGGAGCGCAACCUGCUCUCUGUUGCAUACAAGAAUGUGAUUGGAGCCCGCCGUGCCUCAUGGCGCAUCAUCUCCUCCAUUGAGCAGAAGGAGGAGAGCCGUGGCAACGAGGACCGGGUCACGCUCAUCAAGGAGUACCGUGGCAAGAUCGAGACUGAGCUUAGCAAGAUCUGUGAUGGCAUCCUCAAGCUGCUCGAAACCCACCUUGUCCCGUCUUCCACUGCCCCUGAGUCCAAGGUCUUCUAUCUUAAGAUGAAGGGUGACUACUACAGAUAUCUUGCCGAAUUCAAGAGUGGGCCUGAGAGGAAGGAUGCUGCUGAGAAUACCAUGGUGGCAUACAAGGCUGCUCAGGAUAUUGCUUUGGCUGAGCUGGCUCCAACUCAUCCGAUUAGGCUUGGGCUGGCACUGAACUUCUCGGUGUUCUAUUAUGAGAUCCUCAACUCGCCUGAUCGUGCUUGCAAUCUCGCAAAGCAGGCAUUCGAUGAGGCCAUUUCGGAGCUGGACACCCUGAGCGAAGAAUCCUACAAGGACAGCACCUUGAUCAUGCAACUCCUUCGUGAUAACUUGACCCUCUGGACUUCUGACAUCACGGAGGACACCGCGGAGGAGGAGAUCAGGGAGGCUCCAAAGAACGACUCGAGCGAGGGGCAGUAA